CAGCGACCGUAUUCACCCUCUUAAAUAUACACAUAUCCUCUUAUCACUUACCACAACCUAAGCACCGAUGACGGGGUGCCGAGAUUAUGGGUACGAGGAUGGAGUAACAUGCCUUUUUUCUCGGAUUUUCCGUUCUUUCCUUAGGCGGAUUUCCAUCCUCAUAUGAAUACAGUUUGAUUCCAAGAUUAUUGUGACGACCAACAUCGAGACUUGAUUCUGGAGGAAAUGGCUUCAGACAACACACUGCGCAGUUACUGCAUUAUACCGUGCUUCAUCUUUGUAGAGAUGGUCAUCAUGGCGGGCACUGUCCUGAUGGCCUAUUACUUUGAGUGCACCGACACCUUCGGGGUGCACAUCCAGGGCUUCUUCUGCAACGACGCGGAGCUGAUGAAGCCCUACCCCGGGGCGGAGGAGAGCAGCUUCAUACCCCCCCUCAUCCUGUACUGCGUGGUGGCGGCCACGCCCACGGCCACUAUUUUCAUUGGAGAGAUCUCUAUGUACAUCAUGAAAUCUACGAGAGAGGCCCUGUUGGCCCAGGAGAAAACCAUUGUGACGGGGGACUGCUGCUACCUGAACCCUCUCAUUCGCAGGAUCAUACGGUUUAUCGGUGUCUUUGCUUUCGGACUUUUCGCCACGGACAUCUUCGUGAACGCGGGUCAGGUUGUCACCGGGAAUCUGGCCCCUUACUUCCUCAGCGUCUGCAAGCCAAAUUACACCGGGACAGAGUGCCGCUUUAGCCACCAGUUCGUCUCCAACGGCAACAUCUGCACCGGCGACCGGGCGGCGGUGGAGAAGGCCAGGAAGUCGUUCCCGUCCAAAGACGCGUCUCUUAGCGUGUACUCUGCCGUGUACCUGACGAUGUACAUCACGAGCACGAUAAAGACGAAGAGCAGCCGGCUGGCCAAGCCGGUGCUCUGCCUGGGGACCCUGUGCGCGGCCUUCCUCGCGGGCCUCAACCGCGUCUCCGAGUACCGCAACCACUGCGCCGACGUCGUCGCCGGGUUCGUCCUGGGCAGCUCGGUCGCCCUUUUUUUGGGAAUCUGUGUUGUCCAUAACUUCAAGGGGGUCCACACAACCCCUUCCAAGCAGAAAACAGAGGAGUACCGCGGGCUCCCGUUGAUGACCUUCCCACGGGUGGAGAGCCCUCUGGAAACUCUCAGCGCACAGAACCAUUCGGCAUCGAUGACGGAGGUCACAUGACUAAGAGGCCAGCAUAGAGUCACCUUUGCUUCCCCUCAAGAGUUCUAGGCACAAAUGUUUUGUACUGUGUCAUACUGUAAACAAAAAUGGACAGUAUUAUGUUGUACCUAGUUAGAAGCCGAUGUUUUGUACAUUUUGUAUACAAGAGUGCCGUAGCUAACCCUUAUUACGUGAGCUUGGAACUAUCACAUUUCAGAAUUUAUGCAUUCCUAGCCAUGUUUUUACAUAAAGUAAAUUCCAUACAUAACAUGGUAUUGAAACAUUGAUGUUGUCAUGUGGUAUUUGUAUAAAAAACUGUAAAUCUUUGACAAAGGUCAUAUUUUGUAACCUUUUUUUGUUAGCAUUGUAUAAAACUUACUACUUUACCCAACUUUGCCUGCAGUUUUUCAGGAAUGUUUUGGUAUUGAUAUAUUUUGGUGUAAGAAAAGACAACACAUUGUGAUACCUUAUUGAUGUUUUUUUUUUCUCCCUUUGGCAUCUUUACUUGUCCUUGACUCAGCAUGGAGUAAACAAAAUAAAUCCCUAUUUGUACAUA
This is a messenger RNA of Anguilla anguilla (European eel), 1735 nucleotides long. RefSeq names its product phospholipid phosphatase related 1 (gene plppr1). The transcript has 8 exons. Gene Ontology annotation, biological process: phospholipid dephosphorylation; phospholipid metabolic process; signal transduction. Bases 226 to 1200 code for a protein of 324 amino acids. The record is from RefSeq and is a predicted model, not a curated record. NCBI's taxonomy places the organism in Eukaryota, Metazoa, Chordata, Actinopteri, Anguilliformes, Anguillidae. Gene Ontology annotation, molecular function: phosphatidate phosphatase activity.